Molecule: messenger RNA, 1575 nt
Organism: Orcinus orca (killer whale)
Lineage: Eukaryota; Metazoa; Chordata; Mammalia; Artiodactyla; Delphinidae
Gene: TNFSF9
Product: TNF superfamily member 9
Exons: 3
Coding region: 184-942 (252 amino acids)
Biological process (GO): positive regulation of activated T cell proliferation; immune response; positive regulation of cytotoxic T cell differentiation
Cellular component (GO): plasma membrane
Molecular function (GO): tumor necrosis factor receptor binding
Source: RefSeq, a predicted model, not a curated record
GAUCCGGGGAAGAGAAAGUUAGGGAAAGUUCGGACAGAACGUGGAGGAGGCGGGGCGGGCGGGAACCAACCUACCGGGCGGAUCUCUGGGAUCCCCACGGGCCACACCCCGGAAAGCGGGGCUUCGGGAUUUUAUAUAAAGCGCGGUGCAGCUGCCUCGGACCGCAGCCGCCCGCAGCCGGCCAUGCCCUCCAGCACCCACGCCGCCCCGGAUCCCGAAGCUCAGCGGCCGCUCGCGCCCUCGGGCCGUUCCUGCCACCCGCUGCCCUGGGCCCUGAGCGCCGCGCUGCUGCUGCUCGCCGCCGCCUGCGCCGCCUGCCUGGUGCGCGCCUGGGCCGCGCCCGGGGCUCCUGCAUCGCAGGUCCCCGGCUCCGCGCGCAGCCCGAGACUCCCGGAGGGCCUGGAGCUGAUGCCCGACGCCCGCACCCGCCUCCCCGACUCUCCGCAGGGCGUGUUCGCGCAGCUGGUGGUGGCCGACGGAGUGCAGCUCACCGAAGGGCCCCUGCACUGGUGCAGCGAGCGGGGGAUGACAGGUGUGACCCUGGCACCCGGUGUGAGCUAUGACAAGCACAGGCACGAGGUGGUGGUGGCCCAGGCCGGAGUCUACUAUGUUUUCUUGCACUUGGCGCUGAAGCGUGCAAUGGCCAGCAACGGCAACAGCUCCGGCUCCGUCUCUGUGGCCCUGAACCUGCGGCCUCUCCAAGCUGGGGCCGCUGCCCUGGCCCUGACCUUGGACCUGCCACCCCCAUCCUCGGGGAACUCAGUGGCUGGUUUCCGGAGCGGCCUGUUGCACCUGGAUGCCGGACAGCGCCUGAGCGUCCACCUGCACCUCGCGGUCCGGGAGCCUCGCGCCUGGCAGCUCUCAGCGGACGCCACGGUCUUGGGCCUCUUCCACGUGAACACCCAAGUCCCCACUGGACUCUCCUUGACACAGCUGACGUGACCCCCAGGCCUAGGUGCCACCCUCUGGACCAAGACUGAAUCUUGCCUUCCUUUCUUGGGGCCCCUGGUGAUGGGGUCUAGCUACUCUACCUCACUGGGCUGGGCCAGGGUCCUUGCUGCUGAGCCCCUCUUCCAGGACUCUCCGGGACCCUCUGUCACUUGGUAUUUAUUCUGAGCCUGAGCUCAGACAGUGUACAUUAUAUUAAUCCAUUCAACUUAUAUUUAUUGAGCUUCUGCUCCGUGCCAGGCACUGUGCAGGGCUAGAGAAACAUCAAAUAAAAAAGACCUCCCCUCCAUCCUUAUUUAUGUUAAUAUGUGAGAAAUAGAGACUCAUUCCCAGUACCCUCCCCCCCCCCCCCCCCGCCGCCGCAUGGUACUCAUGGGGCUAGCUUGUGGGAGUCCAAGUAACUAUGUUGUGUGAGCUUUACUCAUUCAUGCAAAUUUUAUCAGGCACUGUUUUAGGUGUUGGGGACACAGCCAUGAAUAGGACAAGACAAACCCCCCAGCUUUUGCCAAGCUGACGGUCUAGUACGCUGGCUUGACACUGUGACUGUGUGUGACCCUGUGUAACUGGGGCAUAUGGGAAGGUGUGAGGUGGUACGUGAUGUUAGAUAAUAAAGUAUUUAUAUAUGUU